Messenger RNA from Sclerotinia sclerotiorum 1980 UF-70, 525 nucleotides. RefSeq lists its product as hypothetical. The transcript is spliced from 3 exons. NCBI's taxonomy places the organism in Eukaryota, Fungi, Ascomycota, Leotiomycetes, Helotiales, Sclerotiniaceae. The coding region runs from base 1 to 525 and encodes 174 amino acids. The record is from RefSeq and is a predicted model, not a curated record.
AUGGCUCGUGUUCAAGAGGAAGAAGGGGAAGGGCAUCAAGAGUCUCAACCGGAAUUAUAUUCACCAAUUUAUUUUCCCCGUCGUCCUGCACCUGUUGAUGUCGCGAACUACCACGGUGAAUCUGUCUUCUGCACACCUCCGCUCUUCGGCCCCCUCCUCUUCGAUAAUGUCGACAGUGAUUGUCGCGAUCAUUGCGCCAAUGAAAGAACCUUCCUCUCUUACCUCCGACUCUCCAUCUACAUGACCAUUGUCUCCUUAGCCAUAGUUCUCUCUUUCCACCUAAAGUCAACUCCCACACAGCUCGAGCUGCGUAUGGCCCAACCUCUUGGGAUAAUCUUUUGGGUGCUUUCUCUCGUUUGCUUGGCUUUAGGGUUUGGAAAUUAUAUGAAGACGGUUAAUAAAUAUAGUCGGAGGGUGGCUAUUGUGCAGAGUGGAUGGAAGACUCAGGGGGUUCUCACGACAGUCGCAGUUGCAAUAAUAGCAGUCUGUGUUUUGUUUCUGGCGACAAGUUCAAAAAGAACCUAG